Perkinsus marinus ATCC 50983 is the source of this 288-nucleotide messenger RNA. RefSeq lists its product as hypothetical. The transcript has 3 exons. The record is from RefSeq and is a predicted model, not a curated record. Lineage: Eukaryota; Perkinsozoa; Perkinsida; Perkinsidae. Bases 1 to 288 code for a protein of 95 amino acids.
AUGCCACCAAGACGUUCAGUUGCCGCUAAGGCCGAGGCCGCCCCUCUUGCCUACAAGCUACGUUACUGUGAUAAGGACAGCAUAUCCCCAAUUUACACUGUUCGGUCUGUUGCGAGGUAUUGUCCAUUCCGAGGUUGCCAGUGGGACGGUAAGCAUGGGGACCUCGAGGCCCAUAUGGGAGACUGUGAUUGCGAUCCCAGUAGAGUGCCGGAUUUCUUAAAAUCGUCAUCCCUAGAUGAUCCAGAGGGUACAGUGGAUGGUGUGGUGAUGGGAGGGGCCCUAGGGUGA